CCGGGGCCCGGCGGGGGUGGCGCUGCCUCCGCCUCCUCCCGGCCCGAGUCCCAGCCCCGCCGAAGGGAGGGAGCUCGACCGGCUGCGAAGGAACGGGGGUUCCUCUGCUCCCAGAUUGUAAAAACUAAACAUAAUAUCGUUACUGCUGUACUUCUUCCUGACACUCAUCCCAGUGUGAAAUCAUACAGGGCAAAAGUCACAGCCUCCACAGUUACUUCUGCCGGAAUCUUUUGAAGUAUAUAAUAAAGAAAUUAAAUUUGAAAACUUCUUGACUUCAUCUCCUUCUAGCAAAAUAUUGGACUUCUAAAAUACAAGUAACAGUAUUAUUUUUUAUAAAGUGCAUCUAGGUUUGUUGGGUUUUGGGUCUUUUUUUGCUAAAGUUUAAAACUUUUCAACAUGCUUGUUAGCUUUGUGAAGUUGUGUUAGUAUUAGAGAAUCCCAAAAUUCUAAAACAAAUUCUUUUAUAUUCAGUGUAUAGAAAUGCAGUGGCUGCACACUUCGUCCUGUGACCUAGCAAAUACACUUUAAUGAACCUCAAUAGUGACCAUUUGAAGUCCUGCUUUUUCAGAGCAGAUAGGUUAUGAAUCUUCAUUUGUCUCUUUGGGUUUGGUUUUGGGGUUUUUUUUUGGUGGUUUUGUUUUUUUUUUUAAAUUACAGAUAGCAUGGAUUUCCUUAUACUGGGAAGAAGUCACCUUCUAGAAGGAGGAGGAGGAGGGAGAUGAUAAUGUGUUUGUUGCUGUGGGUUAGAUUUGGCUUGCUUAGGUCAUGGGCAUUUUACUGCUGUUUUACUGCAUCUUUACAGUUCCGAGGUUCUGUAAGCGGAGGAGCCCUUUGGUAGCAUCAGGCUAUGAGUUGCUAUAUAAGAUGAACUGUAGGCGUUUACUUGCCCGUCUGUCUGAAUUCGCAUCAUCCUACCUCGGUGGAUGGCUUGGCCCCUGGCAUAGUUUGAGACUCUUGGAUGACCACGCUUUAUGCAAAAUCCAGAAUCUUCCUGCCUGGACUCCUUUCUGUUUUCUAAGGGUUCAUGUUGGGGAGAGGUCUAAAGCGCAAGCUGAGUGACUAUGAGGAGAACAUGGCUGGUCUCUCGAGUGCCUUUGAUUCCAGUCGAAGUCUGCCAUACCCACUCAAGAGGCAGCUGGUGCUCAACAUGUGCCUCACCAAGUUACAGACGUACAAAAUGCUGGUGGAGCCCAACCUGCACCGCUCCGUCCUCAUCGCCAACACCGUGCGGCAGAUUCAGGAGGAGAUGAGACAGGAGAGUAACCAGCAGCCAGUGAAUAUCUGCCCUGGCAUCGCUCCUGCUUCUCACAGCUACACAGGGAUGGAGUCUCCUGGCAUCUCUCUUCAGUUGCCUUCAGGUAUCAGUCAGCAAGAGUCUCACUGUUGUGACCUGCGGUCUGUAGAAGACCCGAUUGAAAACAGCCUGCUGAUCGUUUCAGACGAUGACAUGUCAUCUGCUAUUUCAUCUAUUCUGAAGGAUUUGGACUUUGUAGAAGAUAUAAGCCCACCUACUUGUCUGGUUCCUACUGGAGAUGACCAGCCAAAGUUUCCAGAAAAUACCGGUCUGAAACUAGAAGAUGAUAGACAGGAUUUGAAGGGGGCUGARUGUGUGUUUGGUUCCUUUGAGAUUUCGAAUUCAACUAGUUACUUGAAGGAUUUGGCAAUAGAUGACAUUUUUGAAGAUAUUGACACUUCAAUGUAUGAUUCAGACUUCUGUUGCCCUCCACUAAUGCCACCCAGAUCACCAUCUCUUGCUGCAGAAGAACCAUUGAAAACCUUUCCAUCUUGUAAUUCUUCUUCAGCGAACAACAUUCAGAUAUGUAGAACAGAUCUGAGUGAGUUGGACCACAUCAUGGAAAUUCUCGUYGGAUCCUGAUACUUGUUUUACCCAAAGAUACUUUUAAACUGCCACUUUCAUUUGGUUUCAGGAUAAAAGCCACUGGAAAAGCUGUAAAGAGUUCUUUGAAAAGCAAACUAAAUAAUUAUUUGUCCAUAGUAGGUUUUUCUAAAUAAUUCCAAAACUUACAAACCAAAAAAGUGGCAGAUUUUCUUUUUUUAAAAUUUAUUUAUCAGAACUGUGCAAUCAUCAUUUUCCUUCCAGGGUGUAUGUGGAACAAUGGGCGCAUACCCUCAUCACCCCUCACGCCUCUUUCAAUAAASUUUUUUAUGUGCAAUUUUUAAUUUGACAGAAGAAUUUACAUGCAAAGCAAAUUUCAUAUGAGGUGAUCUUUUACAAAGCCUCCACUUUAUUUUUAAUAUCAGAGUCUAUGCCAAGCUGGCAUCUGUCAAGUKGCAGAGUUAGAUUGUGUGGAUUGCAGACAUGUUACUAGAGAUGGGUAUAUUUUGAAAAUGAGACACGCUUUGCUUUCUUUUGGUCAGAAAAGCAGAUCAAGACACUUACCAACAAAGUCUCUUGCAUUUUCUAAAGCAUUCAGAACUAUUUAUUUUUGUAAAUUUUAUAGUCUUUCUACAUUUUACUACGUUACUUCAUCAUAGUUCAAAUAUAAUGGACUUCUAGUUGGAUGUGUUUAGCACUACCUCUGAGCUGAAAUGCUUUAACUCUUUCCAGUGCUUCAUCUGAGACUGCAAAUCUUUUUGUUUCUGUUUUUUUUUUUCUGGGGGAAAGUACUUCUAACCCAUUAAGUUGAUCCUUUGACAGUGACCUAGCUGAUUUGUGAAAUCAAGGGUAUUCAAUGUUUAAAAACUUUUUAAGUAUUUACAAAUUAAUUUAUAUGUAGAUUGUGCAAUUUAACAUUUUUCUGUCAGUAUUAUGUGCUUAGAUUUUAAAUAAUCUUGGCGUUCUUUAAAUUAAAACUUACUAUGUACAGGUAGCUUUUUAUUCUCUUUUGGAAAACACUGUCCUUCAACCCUGCUUUCACUACAGAUUUUAAGAUGAUUUUUAUGUGCAAUAUUAUUUAAAAAAGAAUACACAUUUGUAUACCUGGCAUUGUGGGAAGAAAUGCUUCAAACUUAAAACCUCUAGCACCUUUGGAGGAUACUCAGAGAGCCAACAUUUCUGYGUCCUUUCAGAAGCCAAGCUGAGAACUCUUGUUGCUGCAGCAGUGCCACUGCUGUGACAGCCCCUGGAGCACCGUGGGGCUGUGRUGAGUCAAUGCCAGUGGCUCUGUCCCUCCCAGACAGGGCUUUGGAACCCUGGRGCUGCUGCCCAGGCUGUCCUGGGUGAGGCAGGCGUGUUUUUAAACAGAUACACAAGCACCCUCCUCAGCUGGAGAUGAGGUUUGCAGUGGGAACUGUUUUUCCAUAAUGCAGUUUGGGUUCUGUGUUUCAGCCUGAACCGAGGUCUGGAUUGAUCCCUGCUAUCGUCUUCUGAGUUUCACACUUGCACAUUGCUUUUUGGUUUGGGUUUUGUUAUGUUUUUU
Molecule: messenger RNA, 3380 nt
Organism: Malurus melanocephalus (red-backed fairy wren)
Lineage: Eukaryota; Metazoa; Chordata; Aves; Passeriformes; Maluridae
Product: SERTA domain-containing protein 2-like
Exons: 4
Coding region: 1025-1876 (283 amino acids)
Cellular component (GO): nucleus
Molecular function (GO): transcription regulator activity
Source: RefSeq, a predicted model, not a curated record